Messenger RNA from Hylaeus volcanicus, 1563 nucleotides. RefSeq lists its product as uncharacterized. Gene Ontology annotation, cellular component: plasma membrane. The coding region runs from base 1 to 819 and encodes 272 amino acids. Lineage: Eukaryota; Metazoa; Arthropoda; Insecta; Hymenoptera; Colletidae. The record is from RefSeq and is a predicted model, not a curated record. The transcript is spliced from 5 exons. Gene Ontology annotation, molecular function: olfactory receptor activity; odorant binding. Gene Ontology annotation, biological process: detection of chemical stimulus involved in sensory perception of smell; sensory perception of smell.
AUGCCGUACACAUUGCAGGUCGGCAAUGCCAAGAAAAUCAUAGAUCCUCUGAUACGGAACGAACGUGUUCUUUCGAUAAUCGGAGUUUGGCCACAGUAUCAGGAUCACGUGAUGUUUUGUAUCUCGGUGGUUUAUUAUACUUCGUUCUUAAUCUUGGGUUAUUGGGAUCUCUUGGACAGCCUGGGGAAUCUUGACAUGGCGAUGGUGAAUGUUCUAGCGACCAUUUCGGCGUCUAAGAUCACUGUGUUACAUCUCUGCGCCAAAUUGUCGAUAUUGUCUUAUCGUAUUAGAAAUAUUCAACCGAAACCAUCGGAACGAUUCAAAGAUAACAUCAGACGAGCAGUGAUCAUGCAUUUGGAGCUAACAAAUAAAUCUCUUUGCAGGUUGUCGAAAACAUUAAACGACAGUUAUCAUACGAUCCUCCUGACAGAACUCAUCAUCAGUGGCUUCAGAGUGGGGCUGGUUUUGUACGUUGUACUGAUCAAAUUGUCUAGCGAGCCAGCGAUGGCAUACAAUUUCCUGUUUCUCGCUACUGUUUUGACUGUCUAUUUAUACUUGUACUCUUACAUUGGCGAACAGCUAAUAUACGAGUCGCAGAGGGUCGGUGACGCGUUCUACGAUAUCAACUGGCCAGAGGUGACAAGCCGCGAUAGAAAAAUCUUAUUGAUCUGUAUAACGAACGGACAACAAGCGAUGUACGUCACAGCUGGGAAAUUUUACAUCUUCUCGUUGUCCGGUUUCACUGGAGUAAGUACAAUUGCUCCCUUUUAUUUGCUUGCAAGGGAACAUAUUCAAUUUGUCGAACGUCGAUUUUGUUAAAAGUUAUGUGGUAGGUAGUUCUCAAAAAAAUAUCUGACACGUAAAAACUUUCGAUGGAAUAUCGAUAAGAUUUAAUUGUGUGUUUAGUAUUCAAGAACCAUGAAACACAAAAAAGGAACUAUUAAAUAUCGUUUAUCUUUAAUUGCAAGGUUAACGUUUGCAUUGUGCAUCACGAUCAUUACCUACCGAAAUUAUUUUUUUUUUACUUACGUUUAAAAACAUUUACAGACUUCAUUAAAAAACUGGAAUAGUAGAAAUUAAGUUAACUCUCGUGUAAAUCAUAGUCAACAAAAAUAAAAGAAAAAAGAACGGUCAACAUAUAAUACAAUUAACAAUAUCACUACGAAUGUCAAAAUUAAUUACCGAUUUAUUUCUAAUGUACCUAAUAAAAUAUUUACGACUGUUUCUGUCCCACGUAGAUUAUGAAUACAUCCUUGACUAUUUUCUCCAUGCUACGAGCUGGGAUGUAAGCGUACGAUAGAAAGUGUGCAUUGCGAUUAGAAAGAUUUUCAACCAACACGGUGGUACACUGUGUUUUGCACAUUGUUUUAUUUCCCACUGCAAUAUUUAUUUCUCGCUGUCUAACCAUGACCUGAUUACCGUCGACACGUGAAAAUGUAAACUUCUAUUCUAUCGAUCAAGGUAGUAAGAGCGUUUCGUGGUUUCAUAGUGGCUAAAUAUUAGCAAAUAGAAACAAUAUAUUUUCCAUUACAGUUAACCUGUGUAAUGUUGAAUGACCUUCAA